Messenger RNA from Amphimedon queenslandica, 2111 nucleotides. RefSeq names its product arp2/3 complex-activating protein rickA-like. NCBI's taxonomy places the organism in Eukaryota, Metazoa, Porifera, Demospongiae, Haplosclerida, Niphatidae. The transcript has 11 exons. The record is from RefSeq and is a predicted model, not a curated record. Bases 68 to 1306 code for a protein of 412 amino acids.
UCGACUCGCAAACAAGAGUUUUGCAAAAAGCUACUCUGGAUUGAGAGGGAAGAACAAGCUAGAAGAGAUGGCAUUUAGACUAAAUAGUGGAGAAUAUACAGUAAAUCCUGUUAGCUCUGAGACUAGGAAUCCAACUCCAAGAGAACUUGUAGACAAAUAUUCUGGACAGGGACUCCAAUUUAGAGUUAAGUAUGUUGGCUCUGAGAAUGUUAACAGGAGACGUGGUGAUGCUGAAGCCGCUAGAUACUGCCUACCUACUCUGAGGACGGCUAGUAAGAAUAUGAGAGCUCACAAGCCAAAAGCAGUUUUAGGUCUUAACCUGAAAGGAGUAUCACUUUAUGACGAGAGAUCAAAGUCUGUAACUCGUGUCCCAGUGGAUAAGGUUACUUAUGUUACUCAUGAUCCUGAGGAUCAGUGCUACUUUGGAGUUAUCAUUCAAACUAAGGAGUCCCACACUGGAUUCAGACUCUACUGCUUCAAAGCUGAGAGACCAAUAGCUGUCACAUUUGUCAAUUCAUCUCGUGAGUUAUUUGAUCUUAUUAUGAAGUUACGUCAAGCAAAGAAGAAAGUGAAGGAGGAAAGAGAAGAAGCUGAUAAAGCACCUCAAGAUCCUGAUACUAGUAACCUACCAGCUGAGAAUGCUCCUCCCCCUUCUUAUACUUCAGUUUCAAAAGCUCCAGACCGUCCACCUCCUCCUAUGCCAAAACAAGCUCCUGCUAUGCCCCCACGCCCACAAGAGGCAGACAUAUUCUCGUUUGGUAAUGAGCCCCCACCUCCAACUUUUGAUGACGUUUAUGAUACAUUUGGUGAUAUAACAACUCCUCAAGCAGCAAAACCACAGACAGCUGCUAUGUCUGAAUGGGGUGCUCUUGAGUCAGAACUGAAUGCUAUAGGAGCACCUACAACAACAGCAACAUCUGCUCCUGCUCCAGCUCCUACUGCUCAGUCAGAGUACAUGAUAAUACCACCACCAGCCCCAACAGGAGGAGCACGUACCCGCCCCCAGCCGGGGGUACAACCCCCUCUCACCCUCCCCCUCCAGCCAAUCCUCCUCCCUCCUCAAGUGGGUUUGAUGAUUUAUCUGACGUCUUCUCAGGCAGUGGAGCUCUUACUAGUCUGUACGGGAAUCAGCCUCAAGCCCCGCCUACAUUUACCCCACCCCCACAACCAAACCCGUUUGGUAUGGCCGGUCAGCCCCCUCCCCCUAAUUACCCACCCCCUCCUGUACAGGAACCCUCCAUUACGAUGGAUCUUAUGGAUGCUAUAUGCAACCCACAGCAAAACACAACCAUUGCUUACCCGAUAGGUAUGGGAGUGAGAAUGCCUGGUUUGGGAAUGGGACCUCCUGCCGGGUACGGAACGGGACAGUUUCAGUUUGGAGGAGGCAUGGGCGGAUUUUCCGGCGGCCCCCAGCCCCCACCAUUUCAAGAUAUUUUCAGUUUACCGGCUGACCCCUUACUAGACAGCAAUUUCUCUCAACCACUCCUACCUACUAAUACCGGAGGGGCUGGAACCCAUGGAGGUGGGCAGCCCCCACAGGGGGCCGGGGGCAAAAUUGAUGCAUUCUCUGAUCUGGUCUCAAUAGCUCGGGACAAAACAUCAAAACCAGAACCGACCCCUCCCACAAUAUUCCAAGCUCCUCCCACUAACACAGAAACUCCACCCCCUCUACCAUACCGUCCACCUGAUUUAGACUUCACUGAUGCCCCGCCAACUACUUCUGGCCCGGCCCCUUCUGGGUUUGACGAUACUUUUGGUGCGUUGCCCCCUGCCCCCAGGACGGGGGGCGGUUUUGGAGGUGGUAUGGAUAUGUUUGGUGAUAGUUUUACUAGCAGAGGGGGUGGGGCUGCCCCUCCCCCUUCUGGAGCUGAUUCCUGGAUGUCUUUUAAUUAAAAACAAUACAUAUACUAUAAUACACUAAUACAUGUACAUGCACACUUAUAUACAUGUACAUGUAACAUACAUUUGUUUAACUAUAAUGCAUUGUUGGCUGAUUGACUUAUUAUUAUUAUUAUUGUUAUUAUUAUUAUUAUUAUUAUUAUUAUUGUUGUUGUUGUUGUUGUUGCAGAUUUUGUUGAUAGGGUAUACUUUUGCUAUUAAUUUUUUAAUUU